Messenger RNA from Cyprinodon variegatus (sheepshead minnow), 2712 nucleotides. It is a transcript of the gene sec23a, whose product is annotated as Sec23 homolog A, COPII coat complex component. Gene Ontology annotation, molecular function: GTPase activator activity; zinc ion binding. The record is from RefSeq and is a predicted model, not a curated record. The transcript is spliced from 20 exons. Gene Ontology annotation, cellular component: COPII vesicle coat; endoplasmic reticulum exit site. NCBI's taxonomy places the organism in Eukaryota, Metazoa, Chordata, Actinopteri, Cyprinodontiformes, Cyprinodontidae. Gene Ontology annotation, biological process: endoplasmic reticulum to Golgi vesicle-mediated transport; COPII-coated vesicle cargo loading; COPII-coated vesicle budding. Bases 98 to 2395 code for a protein of 765 amino acids.
GGAGGAGAGGAGCGGAUCGCAUCAGACCUGCUGGUUGCUGUUCUCUGAACCUGCGGACCCCCCCCCCCCAGCUGAGACACCUGCGUCCUGCUUCAUCAUGGCAACCUUUCCAGAGUACAUCGCCCAGAAUGAGGAGCGCGAUGGCGUCCGCUUCAGCUGGAACGUCUGGCCGUCCAGCCGCCUGGAGGCCACCCGGAUGGUGGUGCCGGUGGCAGCGCUGUUCACCCCCCUCAGGGAGAGAACCGACCUGCCCCCCAUCCAGUACGAGCCGGUGCUGUGCAGCCGUGCCACCUGCCGGGCAGUCCUCAACCCUCUAUGCCAGGUGGACUACAGAGCCAAGCUGUGGGCCUGCAACUUCUGCUACCAGAGGAACCAGUUCCCCCCGUCCUACGCUGGGAUCUCUGAGGUCAACCAGCCUGCUGAACUGCUGCCUCAUUUCUCUACCAUCGAGUACGUGGUGCAGCGGGGCCCUCAGAUGCCGCUGGUCUUCCUGUACGUUGUGGACACCUGCAUGGAGGACGAGGACCUGCAGGCUCUGAAAGAGUCUCUCCAGAUGUCCCUGUCCCUGCUGCCCCCAACCGCUCUGGUGGGACUCAUCACCUUCGGACGCAUGGUUCAGGUCCAUGAGCUGGGCUGUGAAGGAAUUGCCAAGAGCUACGUCUUCCGGGGAACCAAGGACCUGAACGCUAAGCAGCUGCAGGACAUGCUCGGUCUCACCAAACCCUCUGCAGCUCAGGGCCGCGGCCCUCAGGCCUCCCAGCAGCAGCCUCUGUCCAACAGGUUCCUGCAGCCUGUACAGAAGAUUGACAUGAACCUGACAGAUCUUCUGGGGGAGUUGCAGAGGGACCCCUGGCCUGUCACUCAGGGGAAGAGGCCCCUGCGCUCGCUGGGUGUGGCUAUGUCUAUUGCUGUGGGGCUUCUGGAGUGCACCUUUCCUAACACCGGAGCCCGCAUCAUGACAUUCAUUGGGGGCCCAGCCACGCAGGGACCCGGUAUGGUGGUGGGAGAUGAGCUGAAGACCCCCAUCAGGUCCUGGCACGACAUUGAGAAGGACAAUGCCAAGUUCAUGAAGAAAGCCACCAAACAUUUUGAGGCUCUGGGCAACAGAGCUUCCACUAAUGGUCACAUCAUCGACAUCUAUGCCUGCGCCCUGGAUCAGACGGGUCUGCUGGAGAUGAGAUGCUGCCCCAACCACACAGGAGGAUACAUGGUGAUGGCCGACUCCUUCAACACGUCUCUGUUCAAGCAAACCUUCCAGAGGGUUUUCACCAAAGACGUUCAGGGAUCCUUCAAGAUGGCGUUUUCUGCCACGGUGGAGGUGAAGACAUCCAGAGAGAUCAAAGUGUGCGGAGCCAUCGGCCCCUGUGUGUCUCUGCACGCCAAAGGACCCUGCGUGUCUGAGAAUGAGAUCGGGACGGGAGGAACGUGUCAGUGGAAGAUCUGCGGACUGGAUGCCAGCACCACCAUGGCUCUUUACUUCGAGGUUGUGAACCAGCAUAACGCUCCAAUCCCUCAAGGCGGCCGCGGAGCGAUCCAGUUUGUCACUCAGUACCAGCACUCCUCCGGACAAAGACGCAUCCGAGUCACCACCACUGCACGCAACUGGGCCGAUGCUCAGACUCAGAUCCAGAGCAUAGCAGCGUCGUUCGAUCAGGAGGCGGCGGCCAUCUUGAUGGCCAGGCUGGCGGUUUACCGAGCAGAAACGGAGGAGGGACCUGACGUACUCCGCUGGUUGGACAGACAGCUGAUUAGGCUGUGUCAGAAGUUUGGAGAUUACCAUAAGGAUGACCCGAACUCCUUCAGGUUCUCAGAGACCUUCUCCCUCUACCCUCAGUUCAUGUUCCACCUGCGGCGCUCCCCGUUUCUUCAGGUCUUUAACAACAGUCCUGAUGAAAGCUCCUACUACCGACACCACUUCAACAGGCAGGACCUGACCCAGGCCCUCAUCAUGAUCCAGCCUGUGCUUUACGCCUACUCCUUCAACGGACCUCCUGAGCCGGUUCUGUUGGACAGUAGCAGCAUCCUGCCAGACCGGAUCCUGCUAAUGGACACCUUCUUCCAGAUCGUCAUCUACCAUGGAGAGACCGUGUCCCAGUGGAGGAAGGCCAGGUACCAGGACAUGCCCGAGUACGAGAACUUCAAACACCUCCUCCAGGCGCCAGUGGACGACGCUCAGGAGCUGCUGCACACCCGCUUCCCCAUGCCCAGAUACAUCGACACAGAGCAUGGCGGCAGCCAGGCUCGCUUCCUGCUCUCCAAAGUCAACCCUUCUCAGACCCACAACAACAUGUACGCCUGGGGACAGGAGUCCGGGGCUCCAAUCCUCACUGACGACGUCAGUCUGCAGGUCUUCAUGGAUCACCUGAAGAAGCUGGCUGUCUCCAGCGCCGCCUGAUCGGGUUGUCGGUUCUGUUUGUGCUGUAGCUGCCUGAAGCAAACGACAAGCCUUGGUUCCGUUAGCGCCGCUCUCAGCAGCAGGUCCAGGACUCCGUUAUACAUCAUCCCCUCUGGGUCUCCUCUCACCAUCACCAACCUCCAGCUGGGGCAUCAGAACCUCCAGCUGGGGCAUCAUUUGUGUUUACACUCUUGGUUUCUAUUUAUGAGUUCAGUUUUUUCUCCCUGACUGGUCUCUUUAGAGCGCCGGUUUUCAUUUCAGAAACUCAACAUGUUGUCAUGGCAACCCCUAAUGUUUGCAGUAAAGUUGUGUGUGGA